This is a messenger RNA of Mus caroli (Ryukyu mouse), 5140 nucleotides long. NCBI's taxonomy places the organism in Eukaryota, Metazoa, Chordata, Mammalia, Rodentia, Muridae. The record is from RefSeq and is a predicted model, not a curated record.
ACGGCGGCGCGCGCUUCCGCCUCACGGGCUCUGGCCCGGUGCGAGCGGCCGCGGGAUGUGGCUCGGGCCCGAGGAGGUGCUGGUGGCUAACGCGCUAUGGGUGACGGAGCGGGCCAACCCCUUCUUCGUGCUGCAGCGGCGCCGAGGCCACGGCAAGGGCGGAGGCCUCACGGGUCUUCUUGUGGGCACCCUGGAUGUGGUGCUAGACUCCAGCGCCCGUGUGGCCCCUUACCGCAUCCUGCACCAGACCCAGGACUCACAGGUCUACUGGACAGUGGCAUGUGGUUCUUCCCGAAAAGAGAUCACCAAACACUGGGAAUGGCUGGAAAACAACUUGCUUCAGACGCUGUCCAUCUUCGACAACGAGGAGGACAUCACUACCUUCGUCAAGGGCAAGAUACAUGGCAUCAUUGCAGAAGAGAACAAGAACCUGCAGCCCCAGGGGGACGAGGACCCAGGGAAAUUCAAGGAGGCAGAGCUAAAGAUGCGGAAGCAGUUCGGCAUGCCAGAGGGCGAGAAGCUGGUCAACUACUACUCCUGUAGCUUCUGGAAGGGCCGUGUGCCACGCCAGGGCUGGCUCUACCUGACCGUCAACCACCUGUGCUUCUACUCCUUUCUGCUGGGGAAGGAAGUGAGCCUGGUGGUACAGUGGGUGGACGUCACACGCCUGGAGAAGAAUGCCACUUUACUCUUCCCCGAGAGCAUCCGUGUGGACACACGGGACCAGGAGCUGUUUUUCUCCAUGUUCCUAAACAUUGGUGAGACCUUCAAGCUUAUGGAGCAGCUGGCCAACCUGGCCAUGCGGCAACUGCUGGACAGCGAGGGCUUCCUGGAGGACAAGGCCCUACCCAGGCCUAUCCGGCCACAUAAGAACAUCUCAGCUCUAAAGCGAGACCUAGAUGCCCGAGCCAAGAAUGAGUGCUACAGGGCCACGUUCCGGCUGCCCAAAGACGAGCGGCUGGAUGGCCACACAGGCUGCACCCUAUGGACGCCAUUUAACAAGCUACACAUCCCCGGCCAGAUGUUCAUCUCCAAUAACUACAUCUGCUUUGCCAGCAAGGAGGAAGAUGCCUGCCGCCUCAUCAUACCCCUGAGGGAGGUGACCAUUGUUGAAAAAGCCGACAGCUCCAGCGUCCUCCCCAGCCCUCUGUCUAUCAGCACCAAGAGUAAAAUGACCUUCCUGUUUGCCAACCUGAAAGACCGUGACUUCCUGGUUCAGAGGAUCUCUGACUUCCUCCAGAAAACACCGUCCAAGCAGACGGGCAGCAGCGUUGGGGGAACAAAGGCCAGUGUUUCAGACCCAGCCCCAGAGUCUCUCCCAACUCCUCAGGAGGCAUCGGAGCCACCCGCCAACCCAUCCUCUCCCCUCAGCAGCCCUCCAAGUUUCAGUACGCAGGAAAUUCCUACUACUUCCCAGGGCCUGCUCAAAGUCUUCCAGAAGAACUCACCCAUGGAGGACCUUGGCGCCAAAGGGGCCAAGGAGAAGAUGAAGGAGGAAUCCUGGAACAUCCACUUCUUUGAGUACGGGCGUGGCAUGUGCAUGUACCGAACAGCCAAAACCCGGGAGCUGGUCCUGAAAGGCAUCCCUGAGAGCCUCCGAGGGGAGCUUUGGCUCCUCUUCUCUGGGGCCUGGAACGAGAUGGUGACCCAUCCCGGCUACUACGCUGAGCUAGUGGAGAAGUCCCUGGGGAAGUACAGCUUGGCCACCGAGGAGAUAGAGCGGGACCUCCAUCGCUCCAUGCCCGAGCACCCUGCUUUCCAGAAUGAGCUCGGGAUCGCUGCGCUCCGGCGGGUGCUGACUGCCUAUGCCUUCCGAAACCCUACUAUUGGCUACUGCCAGGCAAUGAACAUCGUGACUUCCGUGCUCCUGCUCUACGGCAGUGAGGAGGAAGCCUUCUGGCUGCUGGUGGCCCUGUGUGAGCGCAUGCUGCCCGACUACUACAACACCAGGGUAGUGGGAGCCCUCGUAGACCAGGGCAUCUUUGAAGAGCUCACGAGAGAUGUCCUGCCCCGGCUCUCAGAGAAGAUGCAAGAGCUGGGGGUGAUCUCCAGCAUCUCGCUGUCCUGGUUCCUGACCCUCUUCCUCAGCGUCAUGCCCUUUGAGAGCGCCGUGGUCAUUGUCGACUGCUUCUUCUAUGAGGGCAUCAAGGUGAUCCUGCAGGUGGCCCUGGCUGUGCUGGACGCCAACGUGGAGCAGCUGCUGGACUGCAAUGACGAGGGCGAGGCCAUGACCGUGCUGGGCAGGUACCUGGACAAUGUGGUCAACAAGCAGAGCAUUUCUCCACCUAUCCCACACCUCCAUGCUCUGCUGACCAGUGGAGAUGACCCUCCUGUGGAGGUGGACAUCUUUGACCUCCUGAGAGUAUCCUAUGAGAAGUUCAGCAGCCUGAGGGCUGACGACAUUGAACAGAUGCGGUUUAAACAGAGGCUGAAGGUGAUCCAGUCCUUGGAAGACACGGCCAAGAGAAGCGUGGUCCGAGCCAUACCAGGGGACAUCGGCUUCUCCAUUGAAGAGCUGGAGGAUCUUUACAUGGUGUUUAAGGCCAAGCAUCUGGCAAGCCAGUACUGGGGUGGUAACCGCUCAGCAGCCGUCCACCGAGACCCCAGCCUGCCCUACCUGGAGCAGUACCGGAUCGAUGCCAGCCAGUUUCGGGAGCUCUUUGCCAGCCUGACGCCUUGGGCCUGUGGCUCUCACACGCCUGUGUUGGCAGGCCGCAUGUUCCGACUCCUGGAUCAAAACAAGGACUCACUGAUCAACUUCAAGGAGUUUGUGACAGGGAUGAGUGGGAUGUACCAUGGAGACCUCACAGAGAAGCUCAAGGCGCUCUACAAGCUGCACCUGCCCCCAGCUCUGAUCCCAGAGGAAGCGGAGUCAGCCCUGGAGGCCGCCCAUUACUUCACAGAGGAUAGCUCCUCGGAAGAGGAGAAGGGGACCAGCCCUCCUGACUACCGACACUACCUUCGAAUGUGGGCUAAGGAGAAAGAGGCUCAGAAGGAAACCAUUAAGGACCUUCCCAAGAUGAACCAGGAGCAAUUCAUCGAGCUGUGUAAAACAUUUUACAACAUGUUUAGCGAAGACCCUAUGGAACAGGACUUGUAUCAUGCCAUCGCCACUGUGGCCAGCCUUCUCCUCCAAAUUGGUGAGGUGGGGAAGAAGUUUUCGGCCCUGACAACCAAGAAGCCCAGGGAUGGUGCCCACAGUGGGGAUCCCAACAGGGCCACAGAAGAGGAUGAGCCACCCACACCCAAACUCCAUCAGGACCCAACACAGGAGUGUCAGCCACCAGCUGCAGGGGACCGGCAGGCCAAAGCCAGCGGUGACAUGCAUCUUGGGAAAGCACUGCAGGACAGUCAUGUGAUAGUGGAGGGAGGCAGUGGUGAGGGGCAGGGCUCUCCUUCCCUGCUUUUGUCUGAUGAUGAAGCCAAAGAUGACAUGUCCAUGUCCUCCUACUCAGUAGUCAGCACGGGCUCGCUGCAGUGUGAGGACCUCACGGAAGACACGGUGCUGGUGGGAGGAGGAGCCUGUAGCCCCACCACCACCUCACGGACGGGGGGCACUGUGGACACGGACUGGUGCAUUUCCUUCGAGCAGAUCCUGGCCUCCAUCCUAACAGAGUCUGUGCUAGUGAACUUCUUUGAGAAGAGGGCAGACAUUGGACUCAAGAUCAAGGACCAAAAGAAAGUAGAAAGGCAGUUUAGCACCUCCAGUGACCAGGAGCCCCCUGGGGUCUUGGGCUGAACUGUGAAAUGGAAGUCGGUCUCUGUCUCUUUCCUUUCUCCCUCGCUGUUUUCUCCUCACAGACACACCUGUUCUUGGAGCAGGGUGUCACGGAAGCAAAAAAGGUCAGGUCCACGCAGACCCAGUUGCCUUACAGGGAUUCCCUAAGCCAGGGCAACCUCUUCCUCCCUGCUCUUGGUUACCUGGAGGACCUGCUUUGAGCCUCCUGUUCCCAUAGCAUUAGAGGCUUUUGGAUCUGCCCCUGCCUGCUUCUUGCCCCUGCACCCUGUGCUGUGCACACACUACACUGGUUGCGCCAUCUAUGGAAAGACCUACAGCCAUGUGGCCUGGCCACCAAUUGUCACUUUGCCAUGUGCUUGGGCCCCAAAGGAUGCAACCUUCUAGACGCCCUCUGAAGUUCUUCAGCCUGAACCUGCGUCUUCGGACUGAGGAACACAGGGGAAUGUCUGUUGCAUGGGUAGGAGCCUUGCACUGCACUCCUAACUUACGAGGUCUCCAUUCCUCUGCAUCAUUAACUUGGAAAGUGCACCCCUCAGGUCCUCCUCUAGAACCCUGCCUUCAUUUUAGUUGGUUAAAAACCACACUGUGCUCAAUGCCUUAAUAAAUCCCUGAAAGAACGAAAAAGCACACUGUGUGCAGUGCUUUCCUGUGGCUUUGAACCACCACCUCAGUCUGUGUAUACUUUCAUCCCAAGUCAGGUAUAUGGCCCAGAAAGCAUUGUGGGGAUUUCAGGACACUUGGCUGCCCGUAGUAGGUGGGGGAUUGCUAGACUUUCCAUGGUACACAGUAACUGUAGUCACAGGUCUUAGGCUCAGUGUCCAAAGAUGUAUGAAUAUAGUAGAUACAUCCUCAGGCCUGAGUCACACCAAGUUGUCAGCCCUUUGGUUCAGGAAGCAGACAUGGCCAGAGCAGGACUCAGCCAUGAGUUAGCCCUGGCUUGUUUAGCAGGAGCAGAGGCAUCCAUUUGCUCAAGAGCUGCUUUUGCUUCUACUAACAAAUGGAUCCUGGGACCUUUUAAAAAUGUGAUAAUGCCAAGUGCGGUGGCAUGUCUAUAAUCCUGCCAUUGAGGAUAAAGUAAGACAAUUGUCUUGUUUGAGGCCAACCCUAAGCUACAUGUGGAGAUCCUGUCUCAAAAAGCCAAAAUAAAUAAGACAUUAGGUAUUAUUUACAAAAAUACUUUAAACUUUGCUGAUUCCCAGCACGAAUGUAAAAGCUGGGCAUAGUCAUGCCCACCUGUGCCCCAGUGCUGGUGAUCAGAGAUGGGCAGCCUAACCAGAUAGCCAGCUUCAGGUUCAGUGAGAGACCCUGCCUUAAUGGAAUAACGCAGAGCGAUGAAAUGGGACAUGCUGGUCUCUGCCCACACCACCACACAAAUACUAAAUAAAAUAUUUUUUUAAAUUA